Molecule: messenger RNA, 435 nt
Organism: Malassezia japonica
Lineage: Eukaryota; Fungi; Basidiomycota; Malasseziomycetes; Malasseziales; Malasseziaceae
Exons: 2
Coding region: 1-435 (144 amino acids)
Source: RefSeq, a predicted model, not a curated record
AUGGCGAGCCAGAUGAGCAACGGCCCCGAAGGCGCCCGCGUCAUUGUGCUGAACGAGUACGACCCUAUCGUCCUAGAGACGUCUUCCGAGCAAAGCAGCAAUUCCGAGCCCAUCAAGUAUCCGAAUACGGAGGAGUUCCUGCACCGCACCAUGCACUGUGAAAUUCCGCCGUCGUCCGCGGAUGUCACCUUCCGCGAUGUUCCCCUGACCUGCGAUGAAAUCGACUUAUACACCCCUCGAUGGCGUCGUGGAAGCUACAAGGACCGCUUCGGUUGGUGCCACUUGUGCGAAAAAGGCGGAUGGUACUCGAUGAAGCGGAGCCAGUAUCUCUACCACAUGCAGGUGUACCAUGGCGUGAGCAACCUCACCAAGGUAGUCAUGCGCGCCACUGUCAUCCGCGGCAUUCUGGUGCGAAAGACGAAAGACCACUCAUGA